Messenger RNA from Olea europaea var. sylvestris, 1762 nucleotides. RefSeq names its product trihelix transcription factor ASIL2-like. The transcript has a single exon. Gene Ontology annotation, molecular function: transcription cis-regulatory region binding. The coding region runs from base 396 to 1427 and encodes 343 amino acids. The record is from RefSeq and is a predicted model, not a curated record. Lineage: Eukaryota; Viridiplantae; Streptophyta; Magnoliopsida; Lamiales; Oleaceae. Gene Ontology annotation, cellular component: nucleus.
GAAAGAGCCGAUCAACCAAACCCCACAGCCCGCAAACGCCACAAACAAGUCCUCGACCCAGAGCAGCAGCCGCCGCCGCCGCACAUGCGGUUAGGCGGUGUACCCGAAAUUUAUCCUUUGCAUAAAAAACAAAUCAAACCGACCCAACCACCCCCAGUGACCCUAGUUUUCGGAUUGUGCGCACGCCAUCUACGGCGCAAGUUAGUUUUUGACCGGUUGCUUCUCCUCUGCCGCCCCCCGCUUUUAAUAAACCUACCCCACUCUAACCAAUUUUUCCAUUAUGCCACCCUAUCCACCGCAACCUCCUCCGCCUCCUCUCUCCACCACUUAUUUUGUAUUUCUCCCAUCCCCCGCCGUGCUAGAUCCAUUAUCCUGUUUACCCACCCAAAAAAUUCAUGGCUACAAUUUUUUCACCGUCAUCUCCGUCGGGCAACGUCGACCACAUACCUACGGCUACCCUGGCUGUACCGUCCAUCGCUAUUUCGGCCUCCGCCUCUCGCCGUCUUCCGCCGCCGUGCUGGUCCGCCGAUGAGACUGUGGCUCUGAUCGACGCCUACAAGGAUAAAUGGUACUCACUUUGUCGUGGUAAUCUCCGCGCCUUCCAUUGGCAGGAAGUGGCUAACGAUGUCGCUUAUCGAUGCCCUUCUAGCCCUGCCAAGACAUCCGUCCAGUGCCGCCACAAGAUGGAGAAACUCCGCAAGCGCUACCGCGCUGAGAUCCAACGCGCGGCUGCGUUCGGUGGCUCCAGUCGAUUCUCCUCCUCAUGGGUCCACUUCCAGCGCAUGCACUCCAUGGAAAAGGGCCCCAACUCAACCCCGCCUUCCUCUGACGACGACCUGCCGGAAGAAGACCACAAGAACAGCAUUAAACGCAUCAACGAGGUAUACAACAAUAAUGGUUACAAUAAUCAGAAGGCUAGUUUUGGUAAUCAAGGCCCUAGGACUAGGAUUAAUGGAACAACAACUGGUUGUCGAAUUAGAAUCCCAGGCCAGGGAAUUUCGGGGCCUUCUGCUCGUAAGUUUUCGAGUAAAUUUGAUGAGAUGGGUAGUCUAUUCUCUGAUAACUCUAGCUGUAAUUUUAAUUCUAGUGCUGGUGGUUAUGGGAAUUCUACUCAGGUUUUGCAAGAUGGAUUUCUUGGAAGUUGUGAAUUGGAGAAAAGAGGAGAUGAAAAUGGAAAUAGAAGGAAAGGAGAUAAUGGGGUAGGACAGGUGGCGGCGGCUAUAAGGGCUUUGGGUGAAGGGUUUGUGAGGAUAGAGAAGGUGAAGAUGGGCAUGGCACGCAGAAUUGAGGAGAUGCGAAUGGAGAUGGAGUUGAAGAGGACCGAGAUGAUACUCGGGUCUCAACAGAGGAUUGUGGAGGCCUUCGUUGAGGCAAUCUCUGAGAGAAAAACUAAGAAGGCGAAGAAAAUGAUGAUGCCUGAGCUUUAAAAUCCUAAGAUGAGGUAGAUUGGAAGAUGAUUAAAUAUGAAAAUUGGGGUUGGAGUCUUGGAGUAGUUUCUACGGUGAAGACUAUGGGAUCUUUGAUGCUAAUUGAGCAAUUGACAUUUUAUUCUAUUUCCUCGUGUAUGAGGGGUUUUUCUUCUUUCCACUUUUAGGUUGUCAAUUUAACAGGCAUUUCGAUGCUGAUUGCUGCUAGCUUGUUCUUUAGUUGAAAUUACUUUUCUCUGCAUUGUGAUUCUAAUGAUAGUCCAAAAACUUUAUUCUUAUUGAAUGUGUAAAUGAAGAACUUUUUGAUAUUGGAAGACUUUUGAAAUUGCAUGCUA